AUGGGUCGUUUUCAGCCGGUGCUCCCUUAUUUGAAUAACAAUAUAAGUAGACGACGCGGACGAACAUGGCAAAUUCUUGGCCUGAUUGUUUUACUUUUUCUCGGCUUAACAUUCAUUGCUGUGAGAUAUUUACCCAAUGUUGUUAUCGAUCCUGUUGCUGUGCUUACAAAUCGUGAUUUCAAAGAUAUCUUCGUUCCGCCGAUACCUCGUCCACCUGUGAAUUGGCCGAAUCAAGAUCAUGAUCAUGCUCAACAUUUAGUCGGCGAUCAAUCACGAUUAAAGAGCAAGAUUCAACAUGAGAAGGACAGCUUUCUUAACUUAGAUGAACCUAGGAAUGUCGGCAAAGUCCCUGUUCAAAAUGCUUCGUCAUCGCAACAAGCUUUACCUGUUGAAAAAUUAACUGCGACGUUCAGUCAUAUGUCGAUUGAUGAAUUACAAAAAGUUCAAUCGGCACAAAUGCGUCGAGAAAAAGUUCGAGAGGUAGAUAAAUACGAAUACCAUUCAGCUUCCAAAGGCGGACGAUCUGGCGGAUAUGGUCCACCAGCAUUACCAGGCACCCCACCAUCACCUUACCUUUCACCUGCUGCUCCAUACUAUGAUGGUUUUGGUCAAGUUGCUCAACAAGGCAAAAUGGCCAAAUUCGGCAAAUAUGGUACACCAAGUAAAAGUCUCUAUGCUGCUGAUCCCAUGCAACAAGCUAUGUUGCUACCACCACAAUCACCAGCAGCCAUCCAAGCUCAAGCAGCAGCAAUGAUGCAAAUGCAACAAUAUAUGCAAGGACAAGGUGCUGGCGCGCAAUUCGGCGGCAUUCUUCCACCUAUUCAAAUGCCAUUAGCUGCCGCUCAACAAGCUGGCCUAGUUCCACCUCAAGUUCAACCCUACUACGGCUAUGGCGGUCAACAAGUACCUGCACCUUAUUUCGAUCCUAAUAGUGCAGCGUUUCAACAACAAGGUGCUUUUGCUCCUUAUCAACAACCAAACUUUUACGAUCCAGCAGCCGCCGCUAUGUACGCUGGCCCAUAUGGUUACAUGCCUGCUGCUUAUUAG
Messenger RNA from Adineta ricciae, 1047 nucleotides. The record is from the annotation of a GenBank genome assembly. NCBI's taxonomy places the organism in Eukaryota, Metazoa, Rotifera, Eurotatoria, Adinetida, Adinetidae.